Pecten maximus is the source of this 2200-nucleotide messenger RNA. RefSeq names its product cytochrome P450 4F6-like. Gene Ontology annotation, molecular function: iron ion binding; heme binding; oxidoreductase activity, acting on paired donors, with incorporation or reduction of molecular oxygen. Lineage: Eukaryota; Metazoa; Mollusca; Bivalvia; Pectinida; Pectinidae. The record is from RefSeq and is a predicted model, not a curated record.
AUUGACAUGUCGAAAUCAAUGACUGAGUCAGCGGCGAUAUCUGUAGAGAAUACCACCAAAAAGAUGACCGUUUUCUGGCUCUCCUUUAUACCAAAUCUAAAUUCCAUACAUCCGGAUACUGCCGCGACCAUUCUGAAUUUAUCGGAACCGAAACCAAAGGGGAGAGGAGAACCGUACAGCAUUUUUACGCCAUUUCUCGGUGAUGGCUUAGUUGUCAGCAAUGGGUCCAAAUGGGAACGAAACCGGAAGUUACUUACACACGCAUUCCAUUUUGACGUGUUACGACCUUAUGUCAGCAUCUACAACGAGGCUACCGACAUAUUACUGGACAAGUUUGCAAAACAAAUGUCACAGGGUCCUGAAAGCGUCGACGUUAUGGAUUCAUUAAACUUAAUCACUUUGGAUGUUAUCAUGCGAUGCUCGCUUUCCUAUGAUGGAAAUAUCCAGGAACACGAAAACCAUCCUUAUGUUAAAGCCAUACACGAAAUCACCAGACUAUCUAUGGAGCGAUUAAGUAAGCCCUGGCAUUUUCUGUCGUGGAGUCUCUUCAUGAUGUCUGAGAACGGGAAGGAUUACAAGAGAAACGUUGAUUUCAUCCAUAAAUUUGCAAAGGAAAUCAUUGUGAAAAGGAGACAGGAAAUAGCGGAGGAUCCGACGUUAAUCAAACAAAAGCGGAAGUUAGAUUUCCUGGAUGUUUUGCUAACAGCAAAAGAUGAGUCUGGAUCAGGAUUGAGUGAUGUAGAAAUCCUAGACGAAGUUAGUACCUUCAUGUUUGCUGGUCAUGAUACCACCAAGGCUUCCUUGGGAUGGGCUAUAUACCAUCUUGGAAAAUAUCCAGAGGAACAAGAAAAACUUUACCAAGAAGUGUGUAAAGUCACGGGAGACAGGAAAAACAUUGAAUGGGAAGAUCUUAGUAAGCUACAAAGGAUGACGAUGUUUUUGAAGGAGACAUUAAGAAUGUAUCCACCGGCAGGAUCGACGAACCGAACCCUAACACGGCCACUAGAAAUUGAGGGAGUCACCAUUCCUGCCGGAAAUGUAGUUGGUGUCAAUAUUCUAGCUAUUCACUAUCGACCUGAUAUCUUUCCUAACCCAACCGAAUUCCGCCCAGAAAGGUUUCUUCCAGAAAAUACAGAAAAGAGACAUCCUUAUGCCUUCCUGGCAUUCUCAGCAGGAUCAAGGAAUUGUAUCGGAAGAACCUUCUCAGUCAACGAGCAAAAAGUGGUACUGUCUAGAUUAUUGAAACGGUUUAAGGUUGUACUGGAUGAAGACCACAAAGUGACACCAAUACCACAGUUCAUACUCCAAGCCAAAGACGGCAUCAAAGUCCGCUUUGAAGAGAGAUAAAUACCGUAUGUUGUGGAAGAAAGUGGUCCCUUUGUGUGGGUUUCCUAUAUCACCGUGUAACCAUAUACAUACAGAACUGCUGUUAAAUAUAUAAACUGCCACUGACAACGUCUGUAUCGAUUUUGUAUAAUGUCAAUACAGAAUGUGACGCCGGAAAGAUACUAUGGUAUAUAGUAGAAUGAUAUACGUUCGUCUCAUUGAAAUAUUUCGUCUUUGUAAUGCCAGUAUGCAUGUAAAUAUUUGUAUAUGUCAAAACAUGUUGAAGGUGACAGAAUGCAAGUAAUGUAUAUAACAAAAUAGUAAUUGACAAUCCAAGGCGUUACAUUUUGCACAUCCGUUUUAUCUGUUUAGAUUCUCAAGUGCAUAGUUUUCUCUGUUUAUGUAUAUGAAUUUAAUACCGGUCACCAUCAGGCGAACUAUCUAGGUCAGUCAUUGUCAUGUUUAAUUCUCUUUAUAUACUUUAUGCACUCAUAUUGUACAUACGGGUAUUUACAAAAUAUAUUUACAGUAUUAUGUAUAACAUUAAAUAUAACGACUGUGGCUUUUUGUGUUGAUGUCAGAGUGAAUAUUUAACUAGAUAUUGAGUCGUCUUUGAAAAAUGACCUCUGAAUUGGCGAAAAAAAGUCGAUAUCCAAACGGGUUGCACUUUCCUUGACAACAGUUGCUAUCAGGUGGUGCUAGAACAACAUACUAAUUACCAUGUUCAUAACUAUGAUGUGCUAUGUUAGACCUGCGUCAUUUGUUUUAAGUAAGAUGCUUUUCUCUGAUUGUUUCUCUUGUUCUUCAUAUAUUCAUUACCAUUUUAAUGUGUUUGUGCAUACAAUAUUAUAUAAAGCAUAAUCAUUUAGAAAUG